This is a messenger RNA of Amoebophrya sp. A120, 5428 nucleotides long. The record is from the annotation of a GenBank genome assembly. NCBI's taxonomy places the organism in Eukaryota, Dinophyceae, Syndiniales, Amoebophryaceae.
AGUGGACAGGAAUGAACCCGCAGGAGGAGCUUAGCUGCUACACGUUUAUGGUGCUACGUCAAGAUGCCGACGUUACAAACAUAGACAUACAAAGCACAUAACUUGUACACAAAAUCGAUUUAAACAUUGUUUGCGUUCUGAUUACAAGGUCUUUAUUCGAAUUCCCGCACUGUGACGAGCUCGAGAACUAGGUGUAGAAGAUAUCAUACAAAUACAAUUUUCUUCUGUCGUGUGACUUGUUUUUGCUUCAGCUUAAGUUAAAAAAUAAAAAUGCCGUGACACAGUAGAAACCGAUCUGCGUCUUUCUAGGUUCAAAAAUGACGACAGACAGACGAGACGACGAUGCGGAGCGGUACGCGAUGUACGACUACGAAGACAAGGAGUAUUCUAUUUAAAACGUACCCACCCCAUAGUUGUAAUGCGAAUCUGCAUGCUGAAAAUGUUUCUCAUGCGGAGCCCCAUGAGAAGCAUUUUCUAAUCGUGUUUUGCAACUUGUCAUGCUCCAAUCAGCAUGGUAUGCUAGAUCUGUGAUGCUGCUGAGCUAGCUCAAACAGCACUACACUACGAAUCCAAAUUUGUCAUGCAAAACAGCCAAAACUUGUGGAUUUGUCUAGCCGAUUCCCCAUCUUGACUAUGGUGUGGGGACGUUUUUACUCAGGAUAAGGAAGCAAUCACCGUUAAGGUUCCCCGGCUUUGUCCCGCCUCGUCCUCUGCCGGCUCCGGUGAAAAUCCCGCCGUGGAUGACCGCGUCUUUGACGUUUAUUGGAAGGCCACGAAGUACCAACCGCGGGGUAAGAUUGCCCUUUCCGCCAACCGUGUGCGGGAGAACGCGAUUAGCAUGGGCGCCCUGUUGAAAAAAUUCGAAGUCGCUAUAACGCAGUUCGACAAUGCUGUGUGGGUUUUCAAAAAUUGCAAUUCGUCGGCCAACCAUGGCGCGCCGGAAGAUGUGGAGAAAACGUUGGAGUGGUUUGGCGACUGGGCCUUGGACCUCAAGCAGUUUGUCGGGUACAUCCUGGAGGAGGAUGGGAAGAACUCGCACCAAAGCCUCAGUGAAGCGGAUUACAACCAGGCCCGCGGUAUGGAUUGCAAAAAUGUCUGGGUCUGGGAACUUGUGAUGCUGAGUGGCGAAUCACGAGGACGUCACAAGUGACGGCUCACCAUGACAAACUGCGUUUUUGCAUGACAGAAAAGUGGAGCUUUUGGAUAGCGUGCAUGACACACUUGAGAGUCAGGGUCAUGCUAAGCUGAGCAUGACAAACUUGCGCGCUUCCAGACCCAGACAUUUUUGCAUUUGAUACGCGAGUUGAAGCUCAUGUUUGAGGAAGCGGCCAGGGACAAAGAGUGGUUAGCGCUCAAGGCCCGGCGGAAAGCAGGUGUCGUGGUGGACGACGACGGCGCUGUGGAAAAAGCUUCCGGCGGCGAGGCCAGCGCGGGUGCGGGUGCGGGGCAGCCAGGAUCUUCAUCCGACGACGGUGUUCUAGAAGUACCCGCAGCAACAAGACACGGCACGGGCGGUUGCGAGAUCAGAGGUGUGUCAACUAGCUCUACAUAUUUCUUGCUGUGCAAAUCCAAAUGCAAAAAAGAAGACCAUCUUCUAGGAGUCGUCGCGUGAAGAAAUCAAUGUACUAUCAGUUCCUGCUUUUUCCUCGUUUCUUUCUCUUCAACGUGGUAACCCAGCCCUCAACUUUACGUGCCUGCAAAAUCGAAGGGCCUGCAGGAAAAUUUAUCUAUAUCCUUCCACAAAGGCCAAGAUAACACUUGGCACGCAGAGUGAGUGACUCUCCUGUCACUCCGCACACAGCAGUACUGGGUGCCCGUCCACUCAUUAGAAUGAGAAAAGAUAAUGUUUAUCCCGGACACGCACAAAUAUGAUGAUGAUGAUGAUGAUGUAAGUUUCUCAUUCGUCAUCUUGAAGGUGCGUCUACUUCGAGCCAGUGUAGAAGUGGUCCGAAGGGGGAACAACAAGACACGAAAGCUGUAGGAGAAGGCUCAACUGAAGUGAAAGGUCGUUGUGGUUUUCCAGUACGAAAAUUUUCGCUCGAGAACGAGCCAUCUUUGCGAGAGAAAGACCCUGGGCGCCGCGAGAAGGAGGGCCGUUGUUCCCAUCCGCGUAAGAAGACGGCGAGCAACACUAGGCACCACCAGAGGGGGCACGGUAGGUGGAACAAGAGCAGGGACUACACCAGAGACCCCCGUGGUCGGGACGACCGCUACGCCGCCGACCGCCGGCGCCGAUCGUCUGGUCGAGGAGAUAGAAAUCGUGACUUCCAUCAUGGCGGCUCAUCGAGGAGGCGAAGCGCCGGAAGGGGCAGGUCUCGCUCACGAGAGGACCGGGAUAAAGACAGAGACCGGAAUAGAGAUCGCGACCGGGACAAAGAUCGAGAUUGGAACAAAGGUCGCGGCCGGGAGAAGGGUCGUCGACACUGGGGUUCGAAAGAUCGGGAUUGGCGAUCGCGAGACCGUUACCCCGACCAGGGUCGCCGGGAUGAGCGAGACAGAGAUUGGCGAGACGACCGAGGCUGGGGCCGUGACGCGGGUGACGCAAGGAAUCGGGAUCGCGACAGACGAGGGUGUGAUGAUGACAAAACCGGCGGGGCCAAGCCUCGGGACCAUCAAAGCCGCUGUGGUAAACCAAGUCCGCGCGACAAGCGGAAGCGGUCCCGUGAGGAGCGCCAGCCUUCCUCGAAAGCAGCCGUCGCGGCAGGAGGUCCUGGCCGCUUACUUACUAUGUUAUCUUCUGCAGUCGCUACUUGUACUUCUGCUGCAGCCUUGUUUUCUGAUGUUUCACUGUUCUGCCGGGUCGUUCUUUUUACGUAAGAUGAAAAAAAUACCGGAGACCUGUAGUUGCUUUGCAAGCUAGAUAAGGAUCGCCACUGUUAAAUUGACGCUUUUGUCCCUCACCAUGAACAGUUCGAGAUCGCGAUCGUGGCCAGGAGACGGAGCGAUGCUGGAAGCUGACGCUUACGAGCCUGUGCAUUCUCCCCCCUGGGAAGGCAGAGCGAGCAGUUUACGUGAGACUCCCAAAGGACUACUUCGCCGCCAGUACUUCAUCCAGCGAUGCCCGCGACCUACGCAUCAGGGAACACGAGUGCAUCUGGCGGGAGCUGUCAUCUCGCACUACGGACGCCGAGCGCGCGAUCAAGGAGUAUUUCUGUGUGUGCGACAAAUAUGUCGUCGUCGUGUUCAACACCCCUGCGGACGCACUGCGAGUCCUAGAAGCCCCUGUGACGCGCGUCGUGCUAUCCGAUAACAUCUCGGUGGCGGACGUGGCUCCUUACAGUCGCGACAGAGCCCGUGGGAACAAGUUGCCCAGCGAACCAAAGCCGGCUCUGCCACGGCCCGCUGCUGUGUCCUCGUCCCCUAGUACUACAUCGACCGCAGUGGUAGUACAGGGGGCCGUACCGAAGUCUGCGGCACGGGUAGUAGCGACUGCGAAAGGCGACCUCCCGGCUGCGAAUAAACCACAGGACGCCGCAUCUUCGGUAGUCAUUCCGGUUGCUACUGGUUGCACGGCACCUAGUUGUACGGGACCACCAGCAUCUUUAACCGGUGCCGCGAGUAGACCUCGUCCUGUCGACCACGGCCGCGCCCCUGUAUUGAAUGAAAGCGAAGGCGGUGGGCGUGUAACGCGGCAAAAGCAAAAGCUAAAAAGGCCGAGAUCGCCCGAAGGGGCCGUGCCGCUUUGCGACGAGCAGCCGCACCAGGGCCAAGAAGAGACUGCAAGAACUUGUCACGAAACUACGAGGCUGGACGCGCACGCGACUGCGGCAAGAGCUGGUGAGCAGCCCACGAAAAGGGCAGAACGCACCCUCGCAACAUUUAUAUUUGGCGACAAACGACCUGUAGAGGAAGCACAGCGCGUUGAUCAACUAAAAAAGACGAGCCCAACUAGAACAGUUCCCAACAAAAAACCGUCAUGCGAGAGGAUAAACUACGAUGAACUCGGUCUCGGGCAGGCAUGCAGCAGCACCGAAAGAACGGCGGACACGCUGAAUGCGCCUGCACCGGCUUGCGAGAAAGUAACGCCACUUGUCCCCACAGCAGCUUGUGCAGCUUCAGUGGGCAUCAAAGUCGCAGGCCAGCGCGCUGCUCUUCAAGAGGAGGUGGAGGUUCCGCAGAAGUCACAACGCGGGAAUAACAAUAAAGCGAAGGCGAUGAAAACUGCUGCCGGACCGCCCCUACUUGCAGGUGGAGGUGCGAAAAGGCCCGCACUAGCAGAAAAGCAGAGUGCUGUCGUUCAGCAUCCUGCGCCGAAGCGGAGAAAGGCAGGUAACAAAGGCUCCGCGGUGGCCGUCCAGCAGAACAAGAAAGCAGCCGAGGGCGGGGAGGUGCCUACUACUGCAGCAUCAGCCUCGGCCGUUAGUCUACAAAUGCCAACUGAUUCCGGGAUCGCACGGAAUAAGGCGAAUUUGUCCUCGGCGACAUCAUCGUCCACCUCCGCUCAAGUUCUCGGUAAGGAUGAGAUUAUUUCUUUGUACAUGCAAAAGUAAGAGAAGUCAUUACUAUUGGUUUGCAAUUGGUGUCAACAUCAUGCUGCAAUGCCGCAAGAGUGUGGUCUUCAGGUUCAAAAUGAGUUGCAGAACCAAGCCAAAAAACCAACAUAAAAAUUUUACAUGAGGACGAUUUCACAACAACUACGACAGGAAAAAUACAAGCACCAGGAACAUCAACAUUAGCAAAACCACCCCCACCCCCAGCCAUUCCCACGGGCCCGGAUGUCCAGCAGAAGGUCGACGAGUGGUUGGGCUUUUCGUUGGCGAGAAUUCAGACCGUUUGCAGGGGCCUCGGCGUAUCUCUGGUCGAGGGUGAGCUGAGGGUUUCCCUCAUCGCCAAAGCGCUGCGCAAGUGGGAAGCGGCGGACCAGAAAUGCCGCGCGGGCGUGUUGUACUGCCUGCACCACCACGCCGCGCAACUCGCAAGCAGAAUCAGCGGGCAGUGGGGCGAGGUGAAACUGCGCGAGGACCACGCGGAAAAACUUGUGCAGGCGAAACAAUUGAAGGCACAGUAUGAGAACGCAUGGAAAGUGAUCAAUGAUUUCAGAAGCUAUAGUUCCUCAUCUGCAAAAGCAAAGCCAGGACAAAAUCAAAAGUAGAAGCAAAGGACGGGUCCUCUUGAGCGUUUAUAUCCAGGGCUGCGUAGAGUGCUAGUGCCCUAUCGAGUAUUGAUGCGUAUUUUUGCUAUUCUCUUCUCCAGAAUUUCCAUUUCAAUUUUUCUUCUCAUUCCUGAUUACGAUUCGCUGGGGCUGUUUGAUUUAUUGUCUGCAAUAAAAGCUGUACUUAGCUGUGUACAGUAUCAGCAAGUUCCCGACCAUAUCAGAACAAUGAGGCACUUGCGUACGCGAAACAAUCCAUGUGGGUCCGUUGUGGCGAUAAAAUCUUGGUGGUUCUUCAUCAUUGCAGCGCCAGUUGGUUGGGCAUGAAGCAGGACC